CUAUUAAAAAAACGUGCUUCUCUAUUCUCUGGUUUACCAAAUUACAAACCCGUGUAGCAUCUGUCUUCCUCUUUCUCUCUCUCACCGUAUAUAUUUCAUAUAUAUAUAUAUGUCUAUCUAUCUAUCUCUCUAGUCUCUCCCUAUAUAUACUAUAGAUGUGGAUAGAUAGAUAUUGAUAGUACGCAAACAUUGCCUUUCAAUUAGGAAAUCGCUCUCUUUGCAUUUGCUCAACCAAUGAUGGCUUCUUGUGCUUCUUACUCUUCCCCUCUCUAUUCAUCGCCACCAUUUGCCCUUCAAAACCCUAAAAUCUCUUCGAUACCCUCUCCCCCGCAAUGGCUUAACCAUUUCGGACUCACAUUUCAGCCCAAAAAGCGCAUUAGGGUUCGGAACUUGCCUCCUUCUCCAACGGUCUUCUGCCUGCGUGACCCCAAAGCUACAGUGGUCACGGGAAAUUCAUGGGACAAAUUGAUUUUAAACAGUGAAGUCCCUGUCCUCGUUGAAUUCUAUGCUAGUUGGUGCGGACCCUGCAGGAUGGUUCACCGGGUGAUUGACGAGAUUGCAGCAGAGUAUGCUGGCAGAGUAAAAUGCUUUAUGCUUCACGCAGACAGUGAGUCAGAAAUUGCUGAGAACUAUGAUAUUAAGGCUGUGCCGGUUGUUUUGCUGUUUAAGAAUGGAGAGAAACGCGAUUCUGUGGUUGGUACCAUGCCCAAGGAGUUCUAUGUGUCUGCUAUCGAAAAGGUCCUGACUUCAUAAUUGUCUCUAUAUUACAAGUAAAACUUUCAGGAUAGUUGAUCAAAAUUCUCUACGAAAUAUGCGAUUAACAUCCCUUGAUUUUCAGUCGUUCGUUGUAGUGCUUUGUAAGUAGGUGUUUACGUACAAUCAUGAUCUCUUGUUACUACUAGUUGUUAGGCUGUUCCAGUAUUUUUGGAACUUUGAUUCUAUGUUCUGUACAGAAUUUGAAUUGUUCUGCCUUUUUUUGGAAAUCUGAACUGAAUUCUUGUUCUUUAGCA
Cornus florida is the source of this 1010-nucleotide messenger RNA. Its product is annotated as thioredoxin M3, chloroplastic-like. The transcript has 2 exons. Gene Ontology annotation, molecular function: protein-disulfide reductase activity; oxidoreductase activity, acting on a sulfur group of donors, disulfide as acceptor. The record is from RefSeq and is a predicted model, not a curated record. Gene Ontology annotation, cellular component: cytoplasm. Lineage: Eukaryota; Viridiplantae; Streptophyta; Magnoliopsida; Cornales; Cornaceae. The coding region runs from base 235 to 753 and encodes 172 amino acids.